AUGACAGAAAUGUUUUCAACACUCUUUGGUCAAAGUGACGCCCAGGGACCUCCGGGCUCGGGGGCUUUAGGGUUUGGAUCGGGGAAACCUCCACCGCCUCUGCCGCAAAGCCAAGUGUCUUUGUCGGGUCAGUUGCCACCACAGAUCGGGGAUGAAGGGCCCAUGUUACGAAAGCCCGGAGCCUCAAAUGAGCCAUUUUACCUACUGCGGGAUUUACCUGUUGGAAAUGAAUUGACAGGAAACUCUAAUCUCAUCACACACUACAACCUGGAGCAUGCAUACAACAAAUUCUGUGGGAAGAAGGUGAAGGAGAAGCUCAGCAACUUUCUUCCAGAGUUACCAGGCAUGAUUGAUUGUCCGGGCACACAAGAUGGCAGUUCUUUGAGGUCGUUGAUUGAUAAACCUCCUGUGUGUGGAAAUUCCUUCAGCCCUUUGACUGGUGCACUUCUCACAGGCUUCAGGCUCCACACAGGACCGCUCCCAGAACAAUACCGUCUAAUGCACAUACAGCCACCCAAGAAGAAGAGUAAACACAAGCACAAGCACCACAGACUGCAGGACCCACUACCUCAAGAAACGCCAUCAGACUCAGAUCCCAAAAAGAAGAAGAAGAAGAGAGAUGAUGAUCCAGACCGCAAGAAGAAGAAGAAAGAUAAGAAGAAGAAAAAGAAUCGCCACAGUCCUGAUCACCCCGGUCUCACUGGCUCACAGCCAAACAGCAGCAGUCUCAGAUGA
This is a messenger RNA of Knipowitschia caucasica, 735 nucleotides long. The record is from the annotation of a GenBank genome assembly. Lineage: Eukaryota; Metazoa; Chordata; Actinopteri; Gobiiformes; Gobiidae.